This is a messenger RNA of Nomascus leucogenys (northern white-cheeked gibbon), 2709 nucleotides long. RefSeq names its product egl-9 family hypoxia inducible factor 3 (gene EGLN3). The record is from RefSeq and is a predicted model, not a curated record. Gene Ontology annotation, molecular function: peptidyl-proline 4-dioxygenase activity; L-ascorbic acid binding; ferrous iron binding. NCBI's taxonomy places the organism in Eukaryota, Metazoa, Chordata, Mammalia, Primates, Hylobatidae. Gene Ontology annotation, cellular component: nucleus; cytoplasm. Gene Ontology annotation, biological process: peptidyl-proline hydroxylation to 4-hydroxy-L-proline; cellular response to hypoxia.
UCCCGGAGUCUGGCCGCAGUCGCGGCAGUGGUGGCUUCCCGUCUCCAAAAGGCGCCCUCCGACUCCUCGCGCCGCACUGCUCGCCGGGCCAGUCCGGAAACGGGUCGUGGAGCUCCGCACCACUCCCGCUGGUUCUCGAACGCGGAUCCCUUCUCCCGAGAGUUGCGAGAAACUUUCCCUUGUCCCUGACGCUGCAGCGGCUCGGGUACCGUGGCAGCUGCAGGUUUCUGAACCCCGGGCCACGCUCCCCGCGCCUCGGCUUCGCGCUCGUGUAGAUCGUUCCCUCUCUGGUUGCACGCUGGGGAUCCCGGACCUCGAUUCUGCGGGCGAGAUGCCCCUGGGACACAUCAUGAGGCUGGACCUCGAGAAAAUUGCCCUGGAGUACAUCGUGCCCUGUCUGCACGAGGUGGGCUUCUGCUACCUGGAUAACUUCCUGGGCGAGGUGGUGGGCGACUGCGUGCUGGAGCGCGUCAAGCAGCUGCACUGCACCGGGGCCCUGCGGGACGGCCAGCUGGCUGGGCCGCGCGCCGGCGUCUCCAAGCGACACCUGCGGGGCGACCAGAUCACGUGGAUCGGGGGCAACGAGGAGGGCUGCGAGGCCAUCAGCUUCCUCCUGUCCCUCAUCGACAGGCUGGUCCUCUACUGCGGGAGCCGGCUGGGCAAAUACUACGUCAAGGAGAGGUCUAAGGCAAUGGUGGCUUGCUAUCCAGGAAAUGGAACAGGUUAUGUUCGCCAUGUGGACAACCCCAAUGGUGAUGGUCGCUGCAUCACCUGCAUCUACUAUCUGAACAAGAAUUGGGAUGCCAAGCUACAUGGUGGGAUCCUGCGGAUAUUUCCAGAGGGGAAAUCAUUCAUAGCAGAUGUGGAGCCCAUUUUCGACAGACUCCUGUUCUUCUGGUCAGAUCGCAGGAACCCACACGAAGUGCAGCCUUCUUAUGCAACCAGAUAUGCUAUGACUGUCUGGUACUUUGAUGCUGAAGAAAGGGCAGAAGCCAAAAAGAAAUUCAGGAAUUUAACUAGGAAAACUGAGUCUGCCCUCACUGAAGACUGACCGUGCUCUGAAAUCCGCGGGCCUUGUUCAUUUUAGUAAUGGUUCCUGAAUUCUCUUAAAUUCUUUGAGAUCCAAAGAUGGACUCUUCGGUGACAACAAUCUCCCUGCUACUUCUUGCAUCCUUCACAUCCCUGUCUUGUGUGUGGUACUUCAUGUUUUCUUGCCAAGACUGUGUUGAUCUUCAGAUACUCUCUUUGCCAAAUGAACUGAUUUGCUAACAUCCUGCAGACAUCCUACUCGGCCAGCGGUUUACCUGAUAGAUUCGGUAAUACUAUCAAGAGAAGAGCCUAGGAGUACAGCGAGGGAAUGAACCUUACUUGCACUUUAUGUAUACUUCCUGAUUUGAAAGGAGGAGGUUUGAAAAGAAAAAAAUGGAGGUGGUAGAUGCCACAGAGAGGCAUCAUGGAAGCCUUAACAGCAGGAAACAGAGAAAUGUGUGUCAUCUGAACAAUUUCCAGAUGUUCUUAAUCCAGGGCUGUUGGGGUUUCUGGAGAAUUAUCACAACCUAAUGACAUUAAUACCUCUAGAAAGGGCUGCUGUCAUAGUGAACAAUUUAUAAGUGUCCCAUGGGGCAGACACUCCUUUUUUCCCAGUCCUGCAACCUGGAUUUUCUGCCUCAGCCCCAUUUUGCUGAAAAUAAUGACAUUCUGAAUAAAGAUGGCAACACAAUUUUUUCUCCAUUUUCAGUUCUUACCUGGGAACCUAAUUCCCCAGAAGCUAAAAAACUAGACAUUAGUUGUUUUGGUUGCUUUGUUGGAAUGGAAUUUGAAUUUAAAUGAAAGGAAAUACAUAUCCCUGGUAGUUUUGUGUUAACCUCUGAUAACUGUGGAAAGAGCUAGGUCUACUGAUAUAUAAUAAACACGUGUGCAUCUUGAACAAUUUGAGAUGGCAGGUGGAGUUGGAAAUGUGGGUGUUCCUGGUUUUUUUUUUUCAGUUUUCCUUUUUAAUGAGCUCACCCUUUAACACAAUAAAAAACAGGGUGCUGUAUUUUAAAAAAGGAAAUGGAAAUAAAAAAAUCUCAAACUAUUUGAGUUCUUGUCUGUCCCUAGCAGCCUUUCUUCGGCCCACUUGGCUCUCCAGAUCCACUGUGGUUGGCAGUAUGACCAGAAUCAUGGAAUUUGCUAGGAUUGUGGAAGCUUCUACUCCUGCAGUAAGCACAGAUCUCACUGCCUCAAUAACUUGGUAUUGAGCACAUAUUUUGCAAAAGCUACUUUUCCCAGUUUUCAGUACCACUUUCAUGUUUUAAAAAUCCCUUUAAUUUCUUGCUUGAAAAUCCCAUGGACAUUAAAAAGCCAGAAAUAUUUUCCUUUGUUAUGUACGGAUAUAUAUAUAUAGUCUUCCAAGAUAGAAGUUUACUUUUUCCUCUUCUGGUUUUGGAAAAUUUCCAGAUAAGACAUGUCACCAUUCAUUCUCAAUGACUGCUCUUAUUUUGUUGUAUGGUAAUAGUUAUCACCUUCUAAAUUACUAUGUAACUUACUUACUUAUUAUGUUUAUUGUCUUGUAUCCUUUCUCUAGAGUGUAAGCACAAUGAAGACAGGAAUUUUGUAUAUUUUUAACCAAUGCAACAUACUCUCAGCACCUAAAGUAGUGCCUGGAACAUAGUAAGGGCUCAGUAAAUACUUGUUGAAUAAACUCAAUCUCCUACAUUAGCAUUCUAA